Molecule: messenger RNA, 1017 nt
Organism: Impatiens glandulifera
Lineage: Eukaryota; Viridiplantae; Streptophyta; Magnoliopsida; Ericales; Balsaminaceae
Product: TLC domain-containing protein 4-B-like
Exons: 7
Coding region: 102-776 (224 amino acids)
Biological process (GO): lipid homeostasis
Cellular component (GO): membrane; endoplasmic reticulum
Source: RefSeq, a predicted model, not a curated record
UCCCAAUUCCUUGCCACACACGAUUCAGAACACCCUUCCGUCCGUCUCACCUCUUCUAAUUCCGGUGACCUUCCGACCUCUUUUCCGGCUAAUCAAAAACGAUGGUGUUAGCAUCAGGAGGAGGCUAUUUAUUUUCUGAAACUUUGAUCCCUUAUGCAGGCAUUAUUGUUGGUAUUCUGGCUUCCAAAAUGGUUUAUAAUCUAGCUCAAAUGAUCAGUAAAAUGCAAUUCAAUACUUAUUCUGGGCUCACCAGUUUCAAGCAACUUGAGUGGAAUAACAGGGCAAUAUCUACAAUUCAUGCAUUUUUCAUCACACUAUGGUCUCUAUACUAUGUCUUUUGGUCGGAUCUUUUUGUUACAAAUGAUACCUUCACAAACCCUGUCACAUUCCGGAAUUCCCCAGAAUCUACAUUUGGAUUAUCGGUUUCUGUUGGGUAUUUCCUUACUGACCUUGUAAUGAUACUCUGGUUUUACCCUUCUCUUGGUGGAAUGGAGUAUGUGGUUCAUCAUCUUCUUUCUUUGGCAGCGGUUACAUAUGCUGUAUGGACAGGGGUAGGACAGGUCUAUACAUUUAUGGUUCUUAUCUCUGAGACAACUACUCCAUCAAUAAAUUUGAGAUGGUAUCUCGAUGUUGCUGGAUUGAAGAAGUCGACAAUUUAUCUGAUAAAUGGUUUCAUUAUGAUCUUGGCAUGGCUGGUUGCGAGAAUAGUUUUAUUUAUCUAUGUGUUCUAUCAUAUCUAUUUGCACUUUGAUGAGGUAAGAAAGUUAGUUUUAUAAUUAAUUGAUCAAGUGUUUUUUAUACUGCUGAUUAAUUAUCUAUUAUUUAACAGAUUAUGCAGAUACAAAAAGCUGGAAUUUGCUUGGUUUUAGUUGUACCUUCUGUGAUUUCUGUGUUGAAUUUGAUAUGGUUUAGGAAAAUUGUAAAGGGAUUGAUCAAGACUUUAGCUACAAAGAGGGAAUAAUGAAUGAGGAAUGUGCAUUCUUCAACCUUGUAUUAAUAAAUAAUCUUAUUGUUUAA